AUGGAAGUAAUCGUUAAUUCUACAACAGCGCCACUCAAGCCGGCAGUUGUUGAAUCAAUAGUAUCUUUGAUAGAAGAGAGGACAGCCCCACGGCCCCAGGAAUCACGGGAAUACACGCUCACUAUACUGUUGCUGGGGACAGAUGACUCUAGUAAGACACAACUAUUUGAGCUUUUGCGAGAGUAUUUUCAGAUUCCGUGCGGGGAAAAGGGAGAAAAAAGCAACUCUCUAACGGUUGCCAGCUUCAUCGACAGCAAGCAGUUGUGCCUUAAGAUUAUUAAUGUGCCUGAAAAGGGGAUAACAAGAAUUCAGAAGGACUAUCCUCUUACUUCUGCAUGUGUCUUCGUUUGCGAUCUGUCCUCAGACGCAUCAGUAGCCUUCAUGAAGGCACACGUAGACGAGGUGACUGUCAUCCUCAGAAAAGAGUCUGUCCGACUCCAGAGCAUCUAUAAUGCGGCUCUUCUCCCAGCGUCGUCUGAUCCUUCCUCUGGCCUGACACUAGACACCUUGAAGCGUGCCAUGACUGCUCCUCGCUUUGUGCCACACAUCUUGGCUGUUUGCAAUGUUGAGAAUGUGGUAGAUCAGCAGCUAAAGGCACAAAUGCGCAACUUUGUGCUCGACAGAGAGCUACGUUGGGCUGAGGUGAGCGUGUAUACCGAGUCGAUCGUCCGGUCUGUCCUCUGUCUGGCCAGAGGUGUCGCAGACGACUAUGAUUUCAUUGAUGGCGCGUCGUGGGACAACUUCAAGAGCUCUGCGGAUAAGCAGGGUGGGUGCUUCAUCAUGUGA
This is a messenger RNA of Giardia duodenalis, 786 nucleotides long. RefSeq lists its product as uncharacterized. NCBI's taxonomy places the organism in Eukaryota, Fornicata, Diplomonadida, Hexamitidae. The coding region runs from base 1 to 786 and encodes 261 amino acids. The transcript has a single exon. The record is from RefSeq and is a predicted model, not a curated record.